UAGCGAUAUCAAAGGCAGACACGAACUCGUUCUUCUCAUUCAACCUAGAGGAAUCGUAGUUGCUGUCCUGUCAAAAAUGGCUACAAAUAGAAAUGUUACAAAUGGUGCUCCUAGACAAAAUGAAGAGAAUGAGCAGGAACGGGAACGAGAGCGCGAUCUCAUCGACAUGAUGAACGACCUGCAGAGCAAGCUGGUCGCCAACGGGUACAGUUUGGACCUCUCUCUGCCCCAAAUCGUCGUGGUGGGGUCUCAGAGCGCUGGGAAGAGCAGCGUCCUGGAGAACAUAGUGGGAAGGGAAUUUUUACCCAGGGGUUGCGGAGUUGUCACCCGAAGGCCAACGUUAAUCCAACUCUAUCCAACACAAGGCGAAGAAUAUGCUGUGUUUGGUCAUCGGGAGAAUCAGAAAUUCACAGACUUCAAUGCAGUGAAAGAGGAAAUCAUUGCACAGAUGCCUCCCAGACACAGUUUCUCAUCUGUGCCCAUAGAGCUUAAAAUAUACUCUCCCAGAGUGCUGAAAUUGACUCUUGUCGAUUUACCUGGACUGGUGCGAGUGGCAGUGGACGGACAACCGGAGGGCAACAUCUUGGAAGUGAGGAACAUGGUCCUCAACUACAUCCGACAGCCGGAGUCACUCAUCUUGGCGGUAUCGCCGGCCAACCAGGAUCUGGCCACAUCAGACGCCCUAGAAAUCGCCAGGACAGUUGACCCACAAAGACUAAGGACCAUAGGUGUUUUGACAAAGCUGGACCUCAUGGACGAAGGAACAGAUGCCCGUGAUAUCCUUGAGAACCGACAGGUCACUCUCAAAAGAGGUUGGGUUGGUGUACUGAAUAGGAGCCAACUGGACAUUGACGAAGGAAGAGAUAUUCAGUUUAUCCUAGAAAAGGAGAGGAGGUUCUUUACAGAGAAAGCUUGUUACAGACACCUAGCGGAGCGGAUGGGAACGCCGUACCUCCAGAAAAUGCUGCAAAGAACUUUGAAAUCGCACAUCAAAGCUGCUCUACCUGAUGUCAGGACCAAAUUGGCCGAGAAACUAGCCGGAUACCGCAAAAAACUCAAAGACUUUGGGGAUACCAUGGGCGAGGAAUCUGGCGGUAAACAGUAUUAUAUGAUCAAACUUGUGAAUAAUUUUAUCAAAGACAUAGAGCUGAAAUUACUUGGUAAUUCCGAAAUGGUAAACAUGAACGCAGUAUCUGCUGGAGCUUACAUCAAUUUUAAACUGAAUACGGAAGUCCAAAAUAAUCUGAAACUGAAUCUUGUGCCGAAAGAUGAAGAUAUGACGAUUGUGAUAACCAACUUACACGGUAUCAGAGGCUCCAUAUCAUUUCCAUCGCUGGCUCUAGAUUCUAUUAACCGGAAACUAGUGACCGAAUACGAAUACCCUAUGGAAAAAUCAGUAGAAUGUGUUAGGAAAGUUCUAGAAGAAGCCAUUUCAGAAUCCGCUGCUAUGUUAAACAAGUAUCCAGCCACCAAGGCGGAAGUUCUAUUCCGUAUCAACAGGUGCUUGUUGAAAGAGUGCGAGAACACGCAAAUGAAACUGAGGGAGCAUGUGCAAGCGGAGAUGUUCUAUGUCAAUCUCGAACACCCUGACAUGGACCUCUCUAUAUGCGAUCCUGUAGUUCCCGCAGUCGGUCCCACCAAGGUAUGGCAUUCUGUCUCGGAAGAGGAUACCUUACCUUCGACAAGUAUAGAAAAUGGGGUCGGUGAUGGUCUCGAAAGUAAGACGAAAAAUUUAUUGAAAAUCUUGAUGGAAAACGAGAGCACGAAGAAGAAAGUACAAUAUCUGACGCUAGUGAUGACCAAGUACUUGGAGAUCGUCCAGAAACAAAUAUCAGAUCUGACAGUCAAGUACAUCCUCUGUUUCUUAGUCAAGAAAGUGCUGGAUUAUAUAAAAGACGAUUUGGUGCCUACACUUUUAGAUUUAUCUAAUUUUGCUUCCCUGACAGAAGACUGCGAGGAAGACUUCCGGUUGAAAGAGGAAAUGGAAGCAGCUUGCACGUGCAUAAAAGAUGCCCUUGAUGCCAUCCAGGCAUUUUGAGAUCACCACAUACACUAUCUCGAAGUUCAUUUUGAAGUAAUGUUUGAUCUGGAAUCGACGUGAAACACUCCUCUUACAAAGUUGAUCAUAUCGACUCAUACUUAUCUAUAUACUUAUAUAGUCAUACUUAUCUAUAUAUUAUCUAUAUCGACUUAUCUAUAUAUGGGGAACUUCAUUGUGAAUGGAAUGUCUUAAACAUUUAUUGAAUAAAUGUUAGUGAAUUUUUGUUAUAAUGUACAGAUUUUAGUGUUUUUCAGCGAUUUUUUUUGUGGCGUCUUUAUCUUAUGUACAAAUUGAUAUAAUUUUUUAAUCAUAUUUUCACUUGCCUUAUUUUUUUGAGAA
Molecule: messenger RNA, 2380 nt
Organism: Argiope bruennichi
Lineage: Eukaryota; Metazoa; Arthropoda; Arachnida; Araneae; Araneidae
Product: dynamin-2-like
Exons: 16
Coding region: 77-2038 (653 amino acids)
Cellular component (GO): microtubule; membrane; cytoplasm
Molecular function (GO): GTP binding; microtubule binding; GTPase activity
Source: RefSeq, a predicted model, not a curated record